AUGAAGCAUUGGGAGUCGGAGCCUGGGGAGUCGAAAGAUGUCCUGCAGCAGCUUGAGGUUUGGGAACGAGCCGGUAUUCCGAGACCGCCAAAACGGCUUGUCAUAUCUAGACUUGGCCUGCCAGCAGACCUAAGUAGUGGACGAAUUCAGCUCCGCAACCAGUACGUCCGACUCCUGGAUGAGCUUCUUCCCUGGUGCAUCCUCCGACGGGACUACCUCUCAGCGGUGAACAUCUGCAACAUGCUGUGGAAGUGCACGGACAUAUAUCGGCUGGACAAGCCCGGAAAGAGGUUUUUGCGCGACUUGGAUGAGGCCACCAACUACCAGGCUAAUAAACGGACCAUUGUACGGAUGCUGGUGUGUACGGCAGAGUUGCUGCUGGCUUCGGGCAUGUCGUCAGCCCCCUUGGUUUAUCGCGCGCUGAAGCAGUUGGCACACUUCCAGCUGAGUGUACGGCACAAGGAGCGUGUCGCGGCCGUUGUUGCCGUACAGCUGCUAGAAGCGGACAAACUGAGCAGUACGGCGGCGGUGCUGUCCGCCAAGCUGUCUAAGCCGCUUUCGGCCUGGGUGGAUGCGCCCCGUACUGCAAUAUCGGGAUUGGUGGGCUACUUGAACUGGAUGCGGCCGUAUUGCGAGAAUCUGCUCGCCGAGGCGGAGGCGGAGGCGCAAGUUGCCGCGGCGGCGGUGGCGGCGGAGGAGGGAGAGGGGGAGGGGGCGGCAGGCCGCCGCGGUGGCGACAGCGGCUCGCGAGGUGUUUCGCUGGCGCCCGUACGGGCCUGGGAGCACUUGCCGCGGGCGUGGUCCAAAACGAUGCGUGGCAACCCCGCGGCCAUGGAGGGCUGGAAGCAGUGUGAGAGGUGCCUGCGGGUUGCGAUGGCUCAUCUCCCAAACAACACCACCAAACUGUCGUACUUUCUAGCCCAGAGCUACUGCGCCGCCGGCAGGAUCGGCCAAGGCAUGGCGGCGGGCGUCACCGCCGUCCGGUUUGCUCCAGGGGAUCCUGACGCAGUGGGCCUGACGGUGCUGAUGGUGGAACUGGCGGACAGCUACUGCGAGUACCUGGAGUGGAUGGAGUCGGUGGCGAUGGUGCAGCCCGGCACCGCGGUCAAGGUGUUGGGGGUACGACUGGGGGUAACCAGCCGCCACGGCGGCGGCGGUAAUGCAGGCGCGGCGGCGGCGGCGGCGGCGCAAGGGGAGGAGGGGGAGGAGGAGAUGGGCGUUGACGACGAGGCGGAUGGAGAGGAGAGGAGGGGAAGGAGGAGGGCAAAGAGGCGGGAAAAGGGAGGGAGGAAGGCGGGGGGGAAGGGGAGGAGGGAGAAGGGGGAGGAGAAGAAGAGGGAGAGUGGGAAGAAGCGGAAGGCACACCGGGAAGCAGAGGAGGUGGGGGUGGAGGAGACAGACGCGGACGGCGAAGCAGCAGCAAUGGGCGCCGCCGCGGCAGGUGAAGCCGCCGAAGACUCGGGUGAUGCGGGACCGGGACCGUCCACAUCACAACCGACUCGCAAGUCAACGCGGAGGCGGCAGCAGCAGCAGCAGCAGCAGCAGCAGGAGGAGGAGGAGGAGGAGGAGCAGCGGCAGGAAAAGAAACGGAAGCGGCGGCAGCAGGAGGAGGAAGAGGAGGAAGAGGAAGAGGCGAAAGAGGAGGACGAAGAACAGAAGCGGCAGGAGGCGAAGGAGCGGAGGCGGAGACGACAGCGGGCGGAGGAGGAGGCGAAGAGGAAGAAGGAACUUCAGAAAAAAAGGGACCUUUGGCGGGAGAACCGGAACAAGAGGGCCACAUCAGCGGCGCUGAACGCGGCUGACAGCCACAGCGUUCUAACGGACCUCCAUUCUCUCGUCCAGAUGCAGCUACAGGCCCUGAAAUCGGAUCCACUGUGUACGGCAGCUCUGGCGGGUCUCGCACGCAGCAGCGACCACUGCAGCUCCUGCUCCCUGGCACUGGUCCGAGGCUGCCUGCUGCACCUGGACCUCUGUACGACGGGUGUACUGAGCUCGCCGUACGAGGCGGAGGUGUGGGCGUUGCUUGACUCGACCUUGUCAAAGCUUGCGAAAGCGGCGGCGCCGACGCCGCCAGCAGCUCCCCAAGCCCAGCCCGGGGGAACGGGUGGGGGAAACACAGCUGCCGCGGGGCCGGCGAGUGGGCUGCAGACGGCCCUGCGGCGGCUGCGGCGGCAAGAGCACGCCACGAGGGGCGAGGCCCAGGGAGGAAAUGGCGGUGACGGCGGCGGUGAUGACGGCGGCGCGGCGGCCUUGGAGCUGUGGCGAGACAAGGUCGAACCAGAGCUGCGGGAACGUGCGCUCUGGUGGCUGGCGGGCGCGUUCUCGGAGCCGCCGAUGCUGUGGGGCGGCGGCGGCGGCGGCGGCAGCGGCGGCGGCGGCGGCGGGGAUGCAGCAGCUGCAGCGGUGCAGCGGUCGCCGGAUGGAGCGUUGCUGGGUCACCUGCAGCACCGCGCCCGAGUGGCGGUUUUGAUGCUCGGCCCGUGCAACUUCUACACACAACACGUGCUGUACGAGCUGUACUUGGCACGGCAGCGGCUAGCGGAGCAGCUCGCAGCUGCACAGUGGAGGCGGGGAAAGGAGCCGGGUCGGAAGCGGCGGCAGCCUGGAACGGACUCCUCGCCUAUUGCACCUUCUUCGUCCUCCUCCCCUUCUUCCUCCUCUUCCUCCGACGAUGAUGAUGAUGAUGAUGAUAAUGAUGACAGCGACAGCGGUAGCAUAGACGCUGACGAGGGCGCGCGGAGGCGGAUGGCGGCGAAUGCGAAGGAGGCGGUGGCGGUGCUGAGGAGGGCCCGGGCGGCUGUGGGCGCUUGCAUGAAUGCGGUCGCGGAGGGCGUCGAGCUUGGGAAGGCGCUGUUGCGGCGGCUGGCGCCGCCGCCGCAGCCGCCGCAGCCGCCGGCAGCGGUGCAGGCGGCGGCACCGCUGCCGGCGUCGCUGCUGGCCGCCUUGCCGCGCGCGCUUCGUCGGCGGACGGGCGGUGUGCCUGUAGCGGGUGGUGGGGGCCCCGCUCCCGCAUUGCAUCCAGAACGCGUUCCUGAGCCUCCGGUACAGCAGGGCUUCCCCUCGAGUCUCCGCUUCCACAUGCCUACGGUUCAGCUCUUCCAGCGCUGCUUUGACUCCUUCAGCUCAAAGGAAGGAGUCAAAGCUCCUUCAUGGCUGCUUAUGGCAAGACUUCACUCAACCGGGGCCCACCAUUUCCAGAAGGCUAGCCGUGGCCUAUGCUGGGCUCCACAUCCGCCAACCUGCCCUGUGUUUGAUAGAGACGCUGCUGACGAGUGA
Volvox carteri f. nagariensis is the source of this 3276-nucleotide messenger RNA. RefSeq lists its product as uncharacterized. Gene Ontology annotation, biological process: regulation of DNA-templated transcription. The transcript is spliced from 12 exons. Gene Ontology annotation, cellular component: RSF complex. Lineage: Eukaryota; Viridiplantae; Chlorophyta; Chlorophyceae; Chlamydomonadales; Volvocaceae. The coding region runs from base 1 to 3276 and encodes 1091 amino acids. The record is from RefSeq and is a predicted model, not a curated record.